AUGCUGUGCCAUCGCUGGGCUAUGAGAUGGGGUGGCCUCACACGUGCCCCUCUGACUGGGCGCUGGCCAUUUGCCUCUGCUGCGCAGCUGUCUGCAGUUGAGCUGCACGCCGUCCAAGCCUUUCGACGCCGCGCCGUGGUGGAUCUCACCCGGGCCUUGGAGGCGUCCGGCACGGGCGUUCCGCAGCUCAGUGAAAAGCUGCGAAACAUCGCUAGCGAAGAGGUGACCACUGCGUUGGGUGAGACCUCAGGCUCAAAGGCUGGAUGCGGAAACAGAUCUUAUGAGCUUUGUGCCUGGUGGAAGAUUUUGGCUCCACUGCUGGGCACGUCUUGGGCGGUGCAUCGCUCAGUAGCCGUCAUGAGGCCCCCAGUCACAGCCCUGGCUGGCCUGGCUGCGCUGCUGCCAUGCUUGGAGGCUCUUCCGAAGGCAAAUAGCGGCCUCACUACACUGGAGCAGGAAGAAUUGGCUUUUAUGAAGAGUUCCUUGAAGCGUGAGAUGGAUGAUGCCUCCGACCCUGUGCAUGAUAGCUUGCACGGGCAAGAGAAGGCCAUCCGGAAAGCGUACAGAAAUAUUGCCCGUAGAUUCAAGCGCAAUAUCUUUGAUGAUCAGGUGAAGUUUGAGUUCCAGAUGCGCGUCUUGAAUCUAGCAAAGGAAGCCCUGAUGAAGGGCGAUGGUCUGGGUGCAGAAGGAUGGGCUGAUGAAGAUGAAGACGAGGAUGAGAAUGCCACUAAAGGUCCUGGCAGAGAACUGCCCGGAGGGAGUCGAUCUAGCGAUGAUAUCUCGAAGCAAAUCCACGGCUGGCAGGAGUUUGCGCUGGAGGAAGGGAUUAGGUUUGAUGAUCCGGACAAGGCCUUCUUCAUUGGUCACACGCAGCAUGGCUAUCGGGAUGCCUUCGCGGGCAACUGGAGUCAAUUUCUCCGGGAGGAACUCUCGGACCUCUGGCCGGCGGCCUCCGGAUUACGGUACCAAGUGGAGCUGGACGGCAGCGCCAGUAGUGAAGCCCGCGCCCACUCUCUGCGCCUGGCAGAACAGGCCCGGCAGCUGGCGCGCGAGGCCCUGGCCGAGGUGGCGGGAUUUCUACAUCGCUGUGGUGGUCGGGAUCCUCCCCUGGCCGGGCCUGUGCCGGAGAGUGGAAACACAGCAGCCUGGGUAGACGUGCACUUGAAGGUGUCUCGGAAUCUCCGCACCUUAUUCGCCGGGCAUUCCACAGCGCUUGAGUCUUGUGCCAUGGGGGCUGAUAGAGAGACCCGUGCUGCCCUACUGGAGCUGAACCUGGAAUCCCUGGAGCGCCUCAGCAGUGGUGACGGCCUGGGCCGCGUGGACGUCCAGCAGGAGCUGCGGAACGCACACAGCGCGGCCAUGGCGGCCAGGGCCAUGGCCGUGCCGUUGCAUUGCCAGGAGUCUGCCAACUUGAAGCGAACAGCGCUGGAACGGCUCUGGGAGGAGUAUCACUUUGGGCCCUUGGUGGAAGAGGCAUACCCCUGCGAUGCAUGUGGCCUUCAAGGUCUGUCCAUGUUUCUGGAAUUCCACAUCGGCCGAAAUGGAGAGUUGUUGGUCCGACGUGCUGAACCUGACAGAACUGUGCUGCGUGGGCUUCGAGGGCUCCUGAACCUUCAACAUGUUCUUGCCAGACCAGCCUACAUGUCCUCUGGAGCCAGCUCCAGUGACGAUGAGGCCCCUCAGCACUCCAGCGCCAGUUGGCGCGAGGCGGUAAGCGACGUCGAAGAAGCAGUUUGGAAAGGCAUCGCCUUCCCUGAGCUUCACACGGCUGCGGGGCAGCUGAUGGCGGAAUUGGCCAAGAAGGGCUUCCAACCGGAGAUCAUUGGGGCCAUGAUGGAGCAUCCGCCCGUGGCGGGUGCGGCGGGGAGCACCUUGCCCCAGGGCCGUGAACCGUCGGAUGUGCAAGCGCCAAGGGAGCCACGCUUCCAGGGCAUGAGCAUACCUGGAUACAACAUGAAACCAGUUCAGAGAUACGAAGAGCGUGCGCUGCGAAUGUGGGGUGAUGAAGAAAUCGAAGAGCACUGGGAUCCAGUUCGACUGGGCCUCUCGUACAUUGAUCUCACCUCUGCGUGUGAUCUGCCACUCCAAGUUGCCAUGUCUUUCCUGAGCGCCGCCCUGUGGAUGUGGAGAGCUCUGGAGUUGCUGGGCGACAACUGCGGUGGCGAUGCUUGGCUGGACAUGUACAUCUUCGAAGAUAUUUGGGCAGCGCCACCAGCCUCCAAACGCCUGGCCAUGCAGUAUAGCUUGAAACGAGCCAUUUUCGAAUUGGUGGACUAUGCCGGGAACAUGGCGCAACAUCAACUCCUACCUGGAGCAAGGUUAGCAGUGCAGCGCAUCAGCUAUUUGUUGCUGCGCAAAGUCACGGAUCGCUUCGGCACAGAGGAGGACGGACAAAAAGUCAAGGCUCAGCUGAAGCGCUUCUUCGCUGCUGCGCGAGUGAAUCCCCUGUGGUCUCCGCCUCUGUUGCCAGUGGCAGAUGCGGUCUUCAUCGAUAUUUUAUCAGGUCGGCUCCACUCAGCCUUCCUGGAAAAGCUUCACGAGUCCGAAACAAAACACGUCUUGCCAUAUGCGGUGCCGGAAUACACGCUCUACGAAGCUGCGUUACUGGGAGGUAGUGAUGUCAACGUCACCUUUGCUCGCUAUGAUGUCAUGGGUGCACUCUUGCAGGAUACACACAGAUCCUGGGCAGAUGUAGAAGCCGUUCUGCAGGCUGGUCACAUCUUUCCCCAAGAUGCUUUUGGUUUUGUCUUCGGCCGCAGAGCCGACCCCCUGCCCUUGAUGGCGGACUUCGCGGCGGUGCGUGGUUUGCGAAUCGACCUAGCCACGGGGCACGCCAGCCUACUGUUGGCGCGGCCAUCGGCGAUGGCGCCGCCGCUCUUUUCCUUGGAGGAUGUUGCUGCGGUGAUGGCUCUGAAGGAUACUGAACCGCUUGCAUUGAUGCUGGAUCCUCCUGCACAGAAGGGAGCCGGAAUGCCGGAAUACCCGCAUCAUCCUUUUCAACGUGCGAGCGUAAGUCCUACAGAUGGAGGGCUUCGGGUUGAGGAGACAUUGCUCCAAGCAGCCCUGGCUGUGCAGCAGUUGGCAUCUGGCACAGAGGUAUCCUUUCGACCUCCCUUUCCGACGCGGCCAUGUGAAGAUGGCCUAUGUCGAUCGCUGCCCAAAGCCAUACGAGAAAAGCUGCAGCCCAUUCGAAGCCUCCGCACUGAGGCUUGGGACGUGCCCUCCAGGCUGGUUCUUGAAUGUCCACGUAUUCCGUAUUGGCAGGAGCCAUCAGGGAACGUGAUGGAUAUACGGUUCGGAGAUCCACGACUGGAGGUCCAUGCGGGACAGCCACUGCGCGAACUGAAUGAAGAGGAGUUCAAGAAAUGGCCCGUGGGUCGGCUGCAAGCAGCCUUGAAUCAGGUGGAGAAGGAGCUGGGCAGCAACCGACAGGCGGAGUUGCCAGCGCUGGAAAAGCAGGAGCUGGUGGAUCGCUUGCUGCGAGCUGCUGAGAGAGGCUUACUGAUUGAAGAUGAUGAGGAAACAGGAGAGCCAUUGGUGCGCUUCUCCCGUCGUUUGACUCAUCACCUCCAGGACAUUGGAGCUGAAUGGCCACAUCUUGCACGCAUGGUCCCAUUCUGCGCCCUGAGAGCAGCUGGACUGAUUCUGCGGAUGCAACUGCAGCAGAUGAACCAAUCUGCAAGCGAGCAACAGGAGGGAUUAAAGCAAGCCUCCGAGCAGCAUGCGAAAGGAAUGCAGCAGCAGCAGGAGGAAGGAUGGAGAGGUGUGCUGGCGGAGGUGCAUGCAGGCGUCCUCCGUCAGCAGGGUUUCGUGAACUUGGACCCCAUGAAGUGCUUCGAGGACGCGAGCGGCCGCAGCUUUGGGCGCUGCUGCAGCGUGGGGGACUACGCUGAGGAAUGUUGGAAUGGCAGAGGUGCCCAGCGAGAGAGAUGUUGCCGUGGAGAAACCCGACAGAAGGUGGAUCAGCAUCUCUUGACCUCCGUGGCCGCCCAGUUGGGCAGUGUCUCCAGCCGUCGUCCUCCACCAGAGCUGCUGAUCCCAGCGGUAGAGGCCUGGCUGCGGAACCCUGCCGGAGGCACGGGAGGUACCAACAGCAUGGCGUUGAUCUCGCUGUUGGUGGAGGAGGUGAACCCGGAGGAGUUGAUGAAACAGCAAGGUCAUCAUGUAAAUGCCCCCGUUCAGAAGCUCUUUGCUGACCUGGAUGCCUUGAGUCCAACAGCAGGCAUCAAGGGCUUGGUCUCCAGCGGCCAAGCCGGGUCCGAGACCUGGCUGCCGGUGCCCGCCCUGUCGGCCUCGGGCGGCCGCCGGGCGCUCUACGGCACCGUGGCGCUGUCCCCGCAGCUGGUGCACCUGGAGCCGGACGAGGCGCAGGCAGCCAGGGAACAUCUGCAGAAACACUACCCGGGCACCUGGGUCCAUGUGCCCAUGGAGAAUUUAUCCCACCAAGUACUUCAGAAGGAUGCGGCAAAGAGAGCUGCCCUGCAAGCACAGCAAUCUCCGAAUCUGCGUGCCAUUUAUGAAGCCACGCAACUCAUUAACCUUCUGGAUGAACGGACAGAAGAUUUAGAAGCUGGCAAGGUGCCAACGGCAAGCAGAGCAGUUGCUCAGAUCUCGGAAUGCCUCACAGGUUGGCGUGAACUGAACGCGCAGGAGAUCCAGCAGCUGAAGCGAGGCAGUCACCUGCAACUGCGGCGCAAGCAGUCGGAGGAGCCCAUUGAGGUGCGGAUGGAAGUGAAGCUUCUGACCACUGGAGAGCCAAGUAGUCAAUACCUCAUUUGGGAAGUUUCCACGGUUGGCACUUCCGAACUUCAGUAUUUCGACCUCCUGCAGACCGAUCUGGCAGUGAGCGCGCCAUGCAACGUGUCGCGGCCACGGGAACCGAAUCCCUCCAACGCGUCGGAGAGCGCGGCCAGUGCCGCAUCCGAUGGACCAGAGGCAUCUGAAGGGUCUGAGGACUUUACAGAGGUGCCACGCAGUGAGACAACAGAAUGGCCAGGAUGUAUUGAAGCGGGUAUCUCCAGGUCAUUGGAAGGCAGAGGUUUAUUUGUGAAUCUGGGAGCUUUGGGAAUUGAGCGCGGCUGCUUCCAAGACGAUUGCUCGCAUUCAGAUCACUUUGAAGCAGUAACUCCAGCGGAAUGUGCCAAGAUCUGCAAGAAGAUUUCAGCGUGCCGGCAAUGGAUUUUUUGGGAAGGCAACCCCUCCACCUGUUGGCUGCGGCACAGCUUGUCCCGACGAGGAAGCGCAGGUGGAGCUCUGUCAGGUUCCUCUGCGUGCGUGCCACCGGAUGAAGAUGAUGGCCCUGCCGAGCCAAACCUUUUCUCCUUGAUCACCAGCAAGAGUGGUACCGUUCCUCCGGCCUUGUGGCACGAGAGAGACCUCAUAGGAACCUUGGAGGAGUUUGGUCACCUGACGCUGGCUGAGAUCAAGCAGAAACCGUCCUCCAUGCGUCAGCGCACCGCCUUGCGCGCUGCCGCGGAGGCCAGUGCGACCUACCGCAGCGGUGACGCAUGGCUGUCCAGGUGACGGUGAUCUUCACGAGGUGCUGACGUCGGUCUCAGAAAAACGUGGCUGCAACGAGGUGGGCAAAACGUCACGGCGAUGUGAUGAUCACAGCGUGGUGGACCGGAGCUGGAUGGGGCCCGGGGAUGCUGAUGGAACCUGCUGAUGAAGAGCUGGUGAAGAGCUAAAAACCUGAGGGGCCAGGGAGUAGUUGAGAUGCCACCAAGAGAAGGUUCAGAUGGACCGGACAUGCGGGGCAAAGUUCUCCACAGGGAUGCUGCGAGUUUGCAGAAAGAGUAAGGUGGAGUUAAUGGUAAAAAUGUUAAAAA
Cladocopium goreaui is the source of this 5828-nucleotide messenger RNA. The record is from the annotation of a GenBank genome assembly. NCBI's taxonomy places the organism in Eukaryota, Dinophyceae, Suessiales, Symbiodiniaceae.